Magnusiomyces paraingens is the source of this 1896-nucleotide messenger RNA. RefSeq lists its product as uncharacterized. Bases 1 to 1896 code for a protein of 631 amino acids. The record is from RefSeq and is a predicted model, not a curated record. The transcript has a single exon. Gene Ontology annotation, molecular function: xenobiotic transmembrane transporter activity; antiporter activity. Gene Ontology annotation, biological process: xenobiotic detoxification by transmembrane export across the plasma membrane. Lineage: Eukaryota; Fungi; Ascomycota; Dipodascomycetes; Dipodascales; Dipodascaceae. Gene Ontology annotation, cellular component: membrane.
AUGUCACUCCCUGUUCCAGGUGCAACACCUCGUCGACCUUCCGAGACAAAUAUGAACGCCCAAUUUGCUCGGUCGCCCCAACGAGACUAUAUUUCAUUUGGGUCUGUAGGUCGACCAGGCGUUUUUCUGCCGUCGUCACUUCCCAGAAGAUCUAGUUUAAUAGACUCUAUGACAAUGGAAGAGAGAGAAGAGCUUUUGACCCAAGAGCAGGACCUUUUGGCAGAUAAUAAGCUUUUGCAAAGGCCGCCCCAAAGAAAACCUUCGUUAACCUCGGUCAUCACGGGUAGAAGAUCGUCGGCAAUAGGGACCACUUAUGGGGCAUUUCGAACAACCUCGAAUUCAUCUCGAGUUGGGGUAGGAAAUGAAGGGGGUGGUGCAGCAACUGCUAUUUUACCUUCAGAAUCGGCUCCAUUGCUUUAUCCACCACGCGAGGAAGAUGAAGAAGCCGAUUUAACUUUGGGACGGCAGAUGACUCAGGAGGAAAAUGAGGAACUUGUUCGAGAAACUUGGAAGUCAGCGACGGCGAUGAGAGAAAUUACCACAUCGUAUAAACGAGAAACAGCAGUUUUAUUACACAGCUCAAUCCCAGUUUCUUUAGCGUUUUUGUUGCAAUAUUCGCUUGUUGUUGCUUCGGUUUUUUGCGUCGGCCACAUUGGUAAAAAUGAAUUGUCAGCAGUAUCAGUUGCAGCAAUGGUAGCCAAUAUUUGUGGCUAUGGAAUAUUUCAAGGAUUGGCGACAAGCUUGGAUACAUUAGCCACACAAGCGUUUGGGCGGAAGGAUUACGAAAUGGUUGGAAUUCAUACUCAACAAUGUACUUUAAUCAUGCUUAUUGUUGCAAUUCCUAUUGCGUUUGUUUGGAUAUUUUCAGAGCCAAUAUUUGAAGUGCUGGUUCCUGAAAAAGAGUUGGCGGUACUAGCGUCGCAGUAUUUGCAAGUAUUGAUUAUUGGAGUCCCUGGCUAUAUUGUUUUUGAGGUGUCAAAGCAUUAUUUGCAGGCACAAGGAAUUUUUCACGCAUCGACCUAUGUCUUGAUAAUAUGUGCGCCGUUUAACCUUGUGCUCAAUUAUGUUCUAGUGUGGAAUCGGCACAUUGGACUUGGGUUUGUGGGAGCUCCUAUUGCGGUAAUCACCACGGAUUAUGUGAUGGCACUUAUGUCUGUGCUUUAUGUAAUUUACGUUGAUGGGUUACAGUGCUGGCAUGGCUUAUCAAAAGACUCUUUACGGAACUGGGGUCACAUGGCCAAAUUAGGGCUUGCAGGAGUAUUGACACUUGAAACUGAAUGGCUUGCGUUUGAGAUUUUGACGUUUGCUGCAGCAAGACUGGGCACGACAGAGCUUGCGACUCAAACAGUAAUUGCGACGCUGGCGGUGUUGGCGUAUCAGAUUCCCCUUUCAAUGGGAAUUGCAGCGUCCACCCGAGUGGGAAAUCUUGUUGGCGCGCAGUUAGAACAAGCUGCGGUUAUGGCAAGUAAGACAUAUAUUUAUGCGUCGGUUAUUUUUGGCUUGCUCAACUGUUUUUUGUUAUAUUUUACACGGCACUCUGUCGGUAAACUUUUUAGUUCUGAUAAGGAUGUGAUUGAUAUGGUUGCAUAUGUGAUGCCUGUGACUGCAUUGUACCAAGUGAAUGACUGCAUUUCUGCAGUUACCGGUGGCAUUUUGCGUGGUCAAGGCCGACAAAAGAUUUCGGGGUACAUUAAUUUGAUUUUGUAUUAUGUGUUUGCUCUUCCUCUGGGUCUAUAUCUUGCUUUUAACAUGGGUUAUGGGCUGCGGGGGAUUUGGGGUGGCAUUGUCUUUGCUUUAUUUUUUGUCUCGGCAUUGCAAAUUUAUUUUGUUCUUACAGCUGACUGGAAGGAAGUGAUUCAGAUUGCUCAGGAGGAUGAUGAAGAAGAUGAAGAGUAG